Blepharisma stoltei is the source of this 273-nucleotide messenger RNA. NCBI's taxonomy places the organism in Eukaryota, Ciliophora, Heterotrichea, Heterotrichida, Blepharismidae. The record is from the annotation of a GenBank genome assembly.
AUGUCAAAUCGAUACCUUAAGCAGCAACAAGAGGAAGAAAACAGUUUAGAAAGCGACAGUUACGAUAUUUCAGUGCAAGAAAGUUUCAAACAAUUUAGAAGGCAGCUCGAUAAAAACUACGAUUAUGAUCCCGAAGACUUAAACGAAAUGCAAUUCGACUGAAUAAGGCCAGAAAACUACAAACAUAUCCCAAAUGAUGAUUGAAGGUCAUGCGAAAAGCAGAUUAAAGACUCAAGAGAUUUGUGUUCUAUGGAUCACUGCGCAAUGCUUUAA